AUGGAUCAAGAGCCCGGAAGAUGCGCGGGCUGCGCGCGAGCGCGUCGAGGGCUGAGGGUUGGGUAUGGCGUUAAGGUGCCGCGCGGGCCGCGGGGCGGUGCUUUCCGGAAAGUCGAGGCGGAGGCGGGGCCCGCGCGCACGCUGGGGCGGAACCCGCACUGCGACCGAUCUCGACCUGGCCAGACUUCUCCACCUGCUCCACCGGUGCAAUGGGUCUGGCACGUGUUCCUCACGGCUCUCCCAGGAGUUGGGAAAACAACAUUGAUCCAGAAAGCCAGUGAGGUUUUAAAAUCCUCUGGUGUGCCUAUUGAUGGAUUUUACACAGAAGAAGUCAGACAGGCAGGGAGAAGAAUAGGAUUCGACGUUGUCACCUUAUCCGGCACGCGGGGAGUUUUGUCUAGAAUUGGCUCAGAGCCUCCACCUGGAAAACGCGAGUGCCGAGUUGGGCAGUAUGUGGUGGAUCUGACUUCCUUCGAGCAGUUGGCACUUCCGGUCUUGAGGAACGCAGGUCCCGGCAGCGGCCCGGGGCAGAGAGUGUGUGUCAUCGAUGAGAUUGGGAAAAUGGAGCUCUUCAGUCAGCCUUUCAUCCAGGCUGUCCGCCAGACGCUGUCCACGCCGGGGACCGUAGUCCUGGGCACAAUCCCGGUGCCUAAAGGGAAGCCGCUGGCCCUCGUGGAAGAGAUAAGAAACAGGAACGACGUUCAGGUGUUCAGUAUGCUGUCUUGCGCCGUGCCACCUUUGUGUCGGCGAGAGCCGCGUCUCCGCCGGGCUCUGCCCGUCACCAAGGAGAAUAGGAACCGCCUUCUGCCAGAUAUCGUGACGUGUGUGCAGAGCGGCAGGCAGUGAAGACAGCUCGCGUCCCUGCUUCGUGCGCUUGAAGAGAUCCAGAGUGGGGACGAGGGCAUCUCUGUCCCGCUGCCCAGGCCCGAAGGAGGGCCACACGCAGGUGUGGUCUGUGCACCUCCGUGUGUCCGGAUGGCCACGCCACUGACUCAAGCAGCAGAGGCUUCCUCAAUCCCCAGGAGCCUGGCCGCUGCCUCAGACCUACUCGCCAAUGCCCACAGUCCUGAAUCCCGCAACGGCCUCAGGUAAACUGAGAAAGGGAACAGGCUGGGGAAGCGUCACCUACGUGCCCCUGAAGACGGACCCCGCACAGGCCUGGUGCAGCCGGUCCUCCCUGGCCAGAGGGAGCCCAUCACAUGGAGCCUUUACUGGCCCUGCAGGAGGGGCCUGUCUGUCAAAGUGCGAAGGGACGUUCUCCUCUCUGCUGCUUGUCCUGAGUUCUGUGUUUUCAGUCAUGACUAUAUAGUACACUGAUUGUGUCUGAGAAGGAAAGCUAGUGAAAUUUCUCGCAAGAAGGUAAAAUCGCUAGUUUGUGGGCACUGAGAGCUGAAACCAGGUGGGCUGUGGAGGGUGGGUGAAACAGGGUCCUCGGAGGUACCCAGUGUGCAGAACAGAUUCGGGACGGCCCCCAACACGUAGAGGGGAUGCGAGCUUCUGCGUGCUUCCUCUUUAAUGGUAAAGAAACCUGCCUUUAGUGGCAGAU
Molecule: messenger RNA, 1546 nt
Organism: Puma concolor (puma)
Lineage: Eukaryota; Metazoa; Chordata; Mammalia; Carnivora; Felidae
Gene: NTPCR
Product: nucleoside-triphosphatase, cancer-related
Molecular function (GO): ribonucleoside triphosphate phosphatase activity
Source: RefSeq, a predicted model, not a curated record